Dentiscutata erythropus is the source of this 765-nucleotide messenger RNA. The record is from the annotation of a GenBank genome assembly. Lineage: Eukaryota; Fungi; Glomeromycota; Glomeromycetes; Diversisporales; Gigasporaceae.
AUGCGUACUAUAUUACACCUUACUUUUAUAUUCAUUUUCAUAACGGUUCUUUUGGGAUCUUGGAAUUGUGCAGGAGCUAAAAAAAUAAACAUUAAUAAUAGAAAUUUAUCACGCCGGUAUAAUGGCGGCUCUAUAAGUAGCGAUAGUUCAGUAAAGAGACGACACUCAAAUCGUCUUCGGAUAAGAGCUCAACCAGCUCAAAAUGCUUCUCCCGCGAAUACGGCAAAAGCGGAAGUGAGCAAUACUGUUCAAAAAUCCGCUUCAGAUGGUAAACUGAUGGACGAUAAGUCUGUUCAGGCAAAUGGACAGCCAACGGUUACCGUCUCUGACGGAGCGUCACCAAUAAUUGUUGCCGGAAUUGCAUCUUUUGGUGUUGUAUGCGUUGUAGUUGUUGGCAUUUUCAUGGUCGUAAGCAAAAGGAAACGUCGGGAACUUACUGAUAGCAUUGUUGCUACGUCAGCUACUGCAUGGGAAAAACAAAAUACUUUUGAAGAAUUGAAAGAAGAAGAAGAAACACCACAGCCUAUAGGUUCAUAUACUGUCAUUGAUACGUAUGUGCCGACAUUGCCUGAUGAAUUGGAUAUACAACCCGGUGACAAGGUUACAGUUCUAGUGGUAUAUGAUGAUGGCUGGGUACAGGGAAUUAACGAAACUCGGGGUGGUGUCAAAGGUGUAUUCCCACAACAUUGUGUAAACAUGAAAGUUUCCUUUAACAAUAAACGGUCAAGUUCCAUAGGUGCAUAUACAAUUGUGGACCUGAACUAA